UCUGGUCACGCAUUUUGCAAAAAUGCUCCUCAAUUAAAACCCAUUUUAGGAUACUGUUCUCUGGAGAUUCAGGAUGACUCUAGAGGAUUUCCAUGGUUCUGUCGCUAGUAUAUCUCCUGCUUUGUUACCCGUCGUUCCUUAAGCCCUUGUGCUUGUCCGCCGCUCUUCUCCCGGCGGAAUGAAGCUUCCAUACUCACGGCCUGUGGUUUCCAUCAACCGGAUUGUGGGCCAACUUAAAGGUUUCCAAGGUGGCUCUGCUACUUAUUUGCCUCUCCAAGCGCAACAAUGGCAUAUUCGCAAUACAAUUAGCAGCGCUGAAGCGACGUCUCUGAGUACCGCCAUUCCACGGCCUCAAACUAGCAGAUCAAAUGAUAUCCAUAAUACCCAGAAUGGCGCUCUCUCCCUCUCGGACCAAGUCCGCCUGCUGAUGAGACGAGUACCUUACCCCGUUGCCAUCAUCACGGCCACCGACCCCCACGAACCCCUCGAUCAAGCUUUCCGCGGCAUGACAGUCUCAUCGUUCAAUACUGUAUCACUAUACCCAGAACCGGCCAUCUCAUUCAACGUGCGGCGACCAUCCGAGACCCUCAGCGCGCUUCAAUCUUCAAAGCGAUUCCUCGUUCAUCUAUUAGCUCCCAAUCGGACGACAGCAGCUCUUGCCCGGGACUUUUCCAAAGGCAACCAUAAUCUGACUAUCGUGAGUGGUAAAGGUGAUUUUGAAUUUACACCGCAUCCUUCUGCGUCCGGUGAGGAGGCGACCAGGCCGCUGCCUCUGCUUCGGAGGAAGCAAAUUGCGGAUGCACCAGAGGGAAACUCCCUCUCGGACAUUCCUUUUGUAUUUGAAUGUCAACUUCAUCCGCAGGAGAUCGAAGUCAACGACCACACGAUUGUGGUGGGGACCGUUGUAAAGGUCCUCUCGGAUCAUCUGACGAGUCCGGAGGCAAUCGCCAAUGCGCACUCCGUCACCGAUCUAUGUUUAACAUACGCCAAUACCCGGUUUUGGGAAAUGGGCCACGAGAUUUAGGCUUGCUGUUUGUAUACCCUACUCUUCUUUACCUCAGCUCUAUAUGUACUAUAUUCGCUUGAAACGUGUGCUCGUGUAUAUCUACAUGGCCUUUCU
Messenger RNA from Aspergillus alliaceus, 1120 nucleotides. Its product is annotated as flavin reductase family protein. The transcript is spliced from 2 exons. Bases 179 to 1024 code for a protein of 281 amino acids. The record is from RefSeq and is a predicted model, not a curated record. NCBI's taxonomy places the organism in Eukaryota, Fungi, Ascomycota, Eurotiomycetes, Eurotiales, Aspergillaceae. Gene Ontology annotation, molecular function: riboflavin reductase (NADPH) activity; FMN binding.